Messenger RNA from Caenorhabditis remanei, 1005 nucleotides. RefSeq lists its product as uncharacterized. Bases 1 to 1005 code for a protein of 334 amino acids. The transcript has 4 exons. The record is from RefSeq and is a predicted model, not a curated record. NCBI's taxonomy places the organism in Eukaryota, Metazoa, Nematoda, Chromadorea, Rhabditida, Rhabditidae.
AUGUUGUCCUUGUUGUCUGUGAAGGUAGAAGGUGAUCCAUAUCUCAAAGACCAGACAGUCUCAUUCAAUGAGGGAUUCAAUACCAUCUCCGGAGUCAAUGGAUCGGGAAAAACCCUUCUGGUCCACGCAAUCCGCUUCGGAUUAAACGGGAAAUCGGAUGAUUCUUUCUACACUUUCUCUGGAAGGGUCACACUUCGCUUUCAUCUUCCCAAUCGAUCAGAAGUGGAAUACUCCAAAGCUGCCGGACGGAUGACUCGUUAUUGGAUUGAUGGAAAAGAAGUUUCAUCCGAGCAAUACGCGGAAGGCCUGGAAGAAAUCGGAAUCACACCGAUUAUGAUUGGAGUGAUGGUACCUGGCGUUGGAUGGGGAAAGAUGGGCACCUCGACCGACAAAGAACUUUCGAUGUUCAUUGAAAAAACUAUGCAAAAUGGACAAAAAAUGAAAGGAGAGUGUGAUAUUUUGAAGAAGAAGAUAAGAAUAUCGAUGGGAGCCGCCGCUCCAAAAGGAAUUCAAAAACCGUCGAAAACCACUAAUGAAUUGCAAAAGGAGCUCGCCGCGGCCAAGAAGAGAAGAAGUAACGCUCUCAACAGACGUAUCAAUACCAUGUCGUCAAAUGUUGAUGAACUCUAUAAGAUGCUCAACGGCAAUGCAAACCAAAUGGCGGCUUCAUUCCGACCGGAAAAUCCAGAGGAGCCAUAUGCUGGAGUCGAAAUGGUACUGGAUCAAGGAUAUGGGAUAAUGGAACCGUCGAAUCUUUCGGGAGGAGAGAUGAAGAUUGCCAGCAUCGCAAUCAAUCUUGCUGCCGUUCGGGUGCUCCAAUGCCCGUUCGUCAUUUAUGAUAACUUCGAUGAAAACUUCUCGAGGGAAUCAUGUAACUCGGUCGGGAUGGCAUUCCGUGAACUUGUCGAAAGUGGAAAUCUUCAAAUCAUUGCGGUUUGCAAGCAGGAUGCCAUGAGGAACCAAACGCCGCACACAUUUGAGAUGACUCUUCCAGAGGACGACUGA